GGCAGUGCAAAUAAAAGAUUUAGUAAGUGAUUGACCAUAACAAUACCGGUAGAUCUAAAUAUGUAUAUCAUGCGGUCACUUUCAAACAUUGUGUUGUUUGUGUGUUUUUGCAAUAACUUAACGUGGGCUGUUACAGACUGGCCUGCAAUAUGCCCAGAAAUAAUCUCAAAAGCGAGAUGGGGCGGUCGCACAGCGAUAGCAGUUGAAUAUGCCAUCAUGCCCGUCAAAUAUGUCAUCAUCCAUCACACUGUAACUCCACAAUGUACUACAGAAGAGAGCUGUUCCAAAAUUAUGCAGAGUAUACAAAAUUUUCAUAUGGAAAAUUUAGAGUUCCAUGAUAUUGGUUACAAUUUUCUAGUAGGAGAAGAUGGAAGAAUCUAUGAAGCUACUGGAUGGCACAAAGUUGGGGCUCACACUAGAACUUAUAAUAGCAAAUCACUUGGCUUAGCUUUUAUUGGAAACUUUUCAGAAAAACGACCAAACAGUAAAGCAUUAAAAGCAGCAAGAAAUUUCAUACAAUGUGCAGUGGAGCUUGGAGAAGUUGAUAAAAAUUACAUCUUACUUGGUGCGAGACAAGUUAGCCAGACUGCUAGUCCCGGAUUAUAUUUAUACAACGACAUAAAAGAUUGGCCACAUUUUCAAAGAAAUCCGUAAAUGACUACACUCCCGAAAACUACAUAUAAAACGACUGAUUCCGUAUUGAAUUAUACGGUUAAUUUAUGUAUAUUAUAUUAAUAAACUUUAUUUUUAAUUAAUUGCAAUUUGAAUGAA
This is a messenger RNA of Diabrotica balteata, 771 nucleotides long. Lineage: Eukaryota; Metazoa; Arthropoda; Insecta; Coleoptera; Chrysomelidae. The record is from the annotation of a GenBank genome assembly.